AUGGUGGCAGGCCUCGCGCCGCCUCCCGACGCCAAGCUUCUCGUAGUCGGAGCGAGUGGCGGCACUGGCACGCGCGUGCUCCGCGGCCUCCUUGACGUCGGCUACCAGCCCGCCCAGCUCCGCCUCCUCACCCGCAAUCCCUCGCGAGACAGCCUCAAGCCGCUGAGCGACGCCGGCAUCGAGCUCUUCGCGGCGGACCUCGACGAGCCAGCUUCACUCGUCAGUGCGGCCGACGCCUGCACCGGCUGCUACGUGCACUCGACUGCGGGCGACACGAAGAAGCUCGACGUGGGAGAGGUGCUCCGGGCUCGUCACCUGUCCGCCUCGCUCCAGGGCAGCGGGGUCGCUCAGGUCGUCUUCAACUCGGCCGCGGCGGAGCCCUCCCACGGCGUCAAGCGCAUCGCUCAGAAGCAUGCAGUCUUCCGCGAGUCUGGCCUGCCGGCCACGCACCUGCGCGCGAACCUCUUCAUGGAGGAGCUGUGGAAGUCGUACACGCGCCCGCCCAUCCUGAAGGGCAAGUACCCCUUCUCCCUCCCGCCAGACAGGGACGUCUACCUCACCAGCGUGCGAGACAUGGGACGCCUCGCAGGCUCGCGCCGCCUCCGCCCUCCUCCCAGACAGUUCCCAGACCUGUCUGGGAACUGCCGCGUGAUCAACGUCGCGAGCGAGGUGUCGACGCCGGCGGGGAUGGCGGAGGCGUUCGCGGCGGCGCAGGGCACGCCGUGCGAGCACAAGCAGGCGCGGCUACUGCGCUGGAUCGCGAGGCUCUUCCUGCCCGACCUGUACGAGGUGAUCCAGUUCUACCGCACCAGCACCGAGACCACCGACGUCGCCGCCCUCGAGCGGCAGUUCCCCGGCCUGCUCACGCCCUUUGCAGCCUUCUUGGAGGAGACGCGUUGGGGCGACGCCGAGGCAACGUACGAGGAUUUGGCGGGGGCGGGGAUCGAUUGA
Emiliania huxleyi CCMP1516 is the source of this 951-nucleotide messenger RNA. RefSeq lists its product as hypothetical. The transcript has 4 exons. The record is from RefSeq and is a predicted model, not a curated record. Lineage: Eukaryota; Haptophyta; Isochrysidales; Noelaerhabdaceae. The coding region runs from base 1 to 951 and encodes 316 amino acids.